Messenger RNA from Carassius auratus (goldfish), 2917 nucleotides. RefSeq names its product mitofusin-1-like. The record is from RefSeq and is a predicted model, not a curated record. The transcript is spliced from 18 exons. Gene Ontology annotation, biological process: mitochondrial fusion; mitochondrion localization. Gene Ontology annotation, cellular component: mitochondrial outer membrane. NCBI's taxonomy places the organism in Eukaryota, Metazoa, Chordata, Actinopteri, Cypriniformes, Cyprinidae. Gene Ontology annotation, molecular function: GTP binding; GTPase activity. The coding region runs from base 106 to 2343 and encodes 745 amino acids.
AAAAUUCCAAAGGAGAAAAAGAAGACUUUAAUUUUGAAAUCCUUGAGGUUGAGUGCAGCGGCUGUGUGUCAUGAGGAUUUAACAUUCCUGUGAUCGGGUGUGGAAAUGGAGCCGUCAGAUCCUUCGCCGUUAAAGCGUUUUGUUCAGGCCAAAAAGAAGAUCGGCGAGGUUUUUGACCAGCUUUUGGUUUACGUCCAGGAGGGAACGGAGUUUGUGAAAGAAACCUGUGAUAAUGAGUCGCUGGAGAAUAUCGCAAACAAGACACAGCUGGCUGAGAUCGAGGGGUACACCAGCCAACUCUUCAAAAUUAAAGAGGUUUUAUCUCGCAAUCACAUGAAGGUGGCUUUUUUCGGCAGAACGAGCAAUGGUAAAAGCACGGUUGUUAAUGCGAUGCUGUGUGACCGUGUGCUGCCCAGCGGGAUCGGACACACCACAAACUGCUUCCUGAGCGUCGAGGGCACGGAGGAAGACAAGGCCUUUCUCAAGACCGAAGGGUCCGAGGAGGAGAAGAGCAUCAAGACGGUGAAUCAGCUGGCUCACGCACUUCACAUGGAUGAGAGUCUGGACGCUGGAUGUCUGGUCAAAGUGUUCUGGCCCAAAACGAAGUGUGCUCUGCUGAGAGACGACCUGGUGCUGGUGGACAGUCCUGGCACUGACGUCACCACGCAGCUGGACAGCUGGAUCGACAAGUUCUGUCUGGACGCAGAUGUGUUCGUGCUGGUGGCCAACUCUGAGUCCACGCUCAUGAAUACGGAGAAGCAUUUCUUCCACAAGGUGAAUGAACGCCUUUCUAAGCCCAACAUCUUCAUCCUGAACAAUCGCUGGGACGCUUCUGCUGCCGAACCCGAAUACAUGGAGGACGUGAGGAAGCAGCACACGGACCGCUGCGUGGACUUCCUGGUGGAGGAGCUGAAGGUGGUGGAUCGAGCUCAAGCGCCCAAUCGUAUCUUCUUCGUCUCGGCGAAGGAGGUGCUGAACUCACGGAUGCAGCGGGCGCAGGGUAUGCCAGAGACGGGAGGAGCUUUAGCUGAAGGCUUUCAGGAUCGACUGAAGGAGUUCCAGAGCUUUGAGAGAUCGUUUGAGGAGUGUAUCUCGCAUUCAGCAGUGAAAACAAAGUUUGAGCAGCACACGAUCAGAGCCAAGCAGAUCACAGAAACAGUCAAAGACAUCAUGGAUCAAAUCAACAUCGCCGCCGCGGACAAGAGGGUGGUUUCUCUGGAGGAGAGAGACUUUCUGAUUGACCGACUGGAUUUCGUUCGCAAUCAGCUCAACCUGCUCAUCCACGACAUCAAGAAAAAAAUCGAGGCCAUCACAGAGGAGGUGAAACACAAGGUGUCAGACGCCAUGGCAGAAGAGAUCUGUCGUCUGUCUGUGCUCAUAGACGAGUUUCGAGCAGAUUUUCAUCCGUCACCACAUGUGCUCAAAAUCUACAAAUCUGAUCUUCUGAGUCACAUCGAGAAGGGCAUGGGCAAGAAUCUGGCCUUCCGCUGUUCUGAUGCAGUAAACGCCUCGGUUCAGUCGUCUCAGCAGGACAUGAUAGAGUGUCUGAAGCCUCUGCUGCCCUCUGCUGUACAGAGCCAGCUGCACAUGCUCAUUCCCAGCAGGAAGUUUGAGCUCAGCUACGACCUCAACUGUGCCACCCUGUGCUCAGACUUCCAGGAGAACAUUGAGUUCCGGUUCUCUUUAGGCUGGACUACGCUGGUCCACCGGUUCCUAGGUCCCGUCAACGCCAAACGUGCCUUGAUGCUAGUGGAUCAGACCCUACCGCUGACGGCUCCGACCACCCCUACAGCCCCGGCGAUGGUUCAGUCUCAGGUCCCCGGAGCUCAAGGUCAGAAUCAGCAAUCACUGAUGCAGGAAGAACUCAUGAUGUCCAUGGUGAGCAAUCUGGCCUCGGUCGCUUCCCGCACGUCUGUGAGCGUGAUCAUCGUUGGAGGAGUGGUGUGGCGAACAAUUGGUUGGCGUCUGAUCGCACUCUCUAUGAGUCUGUAUGGCACGCUGUACCUGUAUGAAAAACUCACCUGGACCACCAAGGCCAAGGAAAGAGCCCUGAAGAAACAGUUUGUGGAUUACGCCACAGAGAGACUUCAAAUGAUCAUCGGUUUCACCGGCUCAAACUGCAGCAACCAAGUGCAGCAAGAAAUCGCCAGCACAUUCGCUCGACUCUGCCAGCAAGUCGACAUCACUCAGAAGGACCUGGAGAAUGACAUCCAACGGCUCACUGACAAGAUCCAGAAGCUGGAAACCGUACAGAAGCAUUCUAAAGUACUCCGACAUAAAGCAACCGCUCUAGAAAAGCAGUUAGAGGAUUUCAGCUCCCAGUAUCUUCGUCCUCAACCCUGAUUCUGUUCACACGGACACUGGCUCCAUCCGGAGAGCGAUGUAACUCAUGGAUACUAUACGCCCUGCUGUUUAGGGAAUUCUCAACUCACCAGAUGUUGCAAGGAGAGAAAAUUGUGACUUGAAGUUAAAUGUAAAUUUGUAUUCUUGAAUUAAAGCGGGUGUUUUGGUUGAGGUUUUUCCUGUACUGAGAUGCAACUGAACUUAGGAACACUAUUUUGUGAACUGUGAAGCUGCUCUGUUAAGCAAAACAUGGAAGUAAAAAGCUAGAAUUUAAAAAUGCUGUUCAGGUUCAUCCUAAUGGAGGAGUCAAACUUUAUUUCAUACUUAUACCCUGCCUUUUUCACAGAGCCUUUUUUAUUCAGAAACGGAGUUCAUGUCAUCAGACAGGGAAUUCAGCUUUUGUAGAUUUGCCUUUUGAUCACAAAGCCUAUUUUCUAUCUGUUCCUUGGUAGCAGUUUGAAUCCGUAUAACCCUGUGUUAAAAUUAUUUUCAUUAACUUGCUGUCAUUUCUAAAUGCAUGUAAAUGGAAUAUCCUGAAAAUAAAUUUCUCCUGUGUAAUAAAAAUAAUAAUAAA